AUGAAUACGGUCGACGAAAUCUGCGAUUUAUUGCAGGCUCACAGUAAUCGCGAUAAAAUAGUAUCACUGACAAGCUACAUCCUAAAGCUUUGGGGCGCGAGUUCGAAGCGGCAAAAUCUUUUGACAGCAAGUGCGAACCUUGCGAGUGCCCGGGCAGCCUUAAGACUCUUUGAUGAUGCGGCUGUGCUUAACAAUAUCCUCAAAUAUGGACUUGGGAAACAGGAUGGUCCGUGGUGGGGAGCUCUUGGCGUGUCGAAUGGCUUGUUCACGCUAGCGUACUUACAGGCUGAGAAAAUCGUCUUCUUACUUGAUACAGGCGUAUUGACACUAGAUGAGGAAAAGGCGUUCAAAAUAAGAACUGCACAUAAGCUCUUCUGGGCGCUGUUCUCAUUCAUUGGAUUGAUCAGGUCAAUCAGAGCUUUACACGUAUCUGCUCAGAAUUUGAAAGAUCCCAAUCGUACUAAAUGCGCUCCGGCAAGAUUCACACAAGCUACAUUGACUAGUACGAAGCUCGUCCUGGAUGUGAUUCAUGCUGUCAGCUGGCUGCCUCGGGGCUGGUUGUGGGGCAGUUCUCUACAAACGUCACAUGCUGCUGGGAUAGCGACUCUAUCCGCUGUACUGGGUUUAGUCACACACUACCACGGGAAAAGACUUUUGCCACGAUAAGACCUAAACUAUGUCAGGGUGCACUGUUAUUUAUUAUUAAUAAUAAUAAGCUUAAUGCACUAGAAUAUCUUGAUGCUAAUUAAGAGGAAGAGAUGGUGCGGACAGUAUAUUCUA
Messenger RNA from Vanessa atalanta (red admiral), 780 nucleotides. RefSeq names its product peroxisomal membrane protein 11C-like. The coding region runs from base 1 to 666 and encodes 221 amino acids. NCBI's taxonomy places the organism in Eukaryota, Metazoa, Arthropoda, Insecta, Lepidoptera, Nymphalidae. Gene Ontology annotation, biological process: peroxisome fission. The record is from RefSeq and is a predicted model, not a curated record. The transcript is spliced from 4 exons. Gene Ontology annotation, cellular component: peroxisomal membrane.